UUCAACACAACUUUCGUUUUGAUCAUGGUUGAAAGUGUCAAAGUGCAGUAAGGAGGCCAAAGUGACUUGAUUAGAAAUAUUUGUUAAAUGCAAAAUGGUGUGCACGUUGGCGAUGUUUUUUUUAUUUUAAUUGCCGUGUAUGAAUGGCAUGGCAGUGUACUCUCGAACUAGCUGCAAACUUCAGCACUAGCACUCGUUCUCCCGAGGAGGCCUUCUUAUAACAGUAUAGUACAUAUUAGUGACCAAGUACAAUAGAGUCGGUGGAUGCUUCUCAUGUAUUACUUGAAAAUGGAAAAUAUUAUGACCAUUGUUUUCAUUGCUGGGCUCCCAGCGUGUGCCAUAUAUUUUCUUUACGCCAACAUUUAUUGCUCUUAUAAACUACUGAAAGCUAAUGUGGUGUUUGACAGUCGUCAGAGGAUUCCAAGUUUAGCCUACAUUUUUCUCAGAUAUGUAUUCAGAGCUCUUAUCAAAAGACAGGGGCAUUUGUACUUUUGCGAUAGCGAUGUCAAAGGUGAAGUUGCCUUCACCAUUUUUAACUGCAGGUUCAACAAGAAUCUACUGAGGAGGUUCUGUAGUGCAGCUGGAUAUGGCUGGGACUACCCAGACAUUGAGUUCAGGGAUAUCCCUCUGUGUUACCCAGAGACCCUCUGUCUGCGGAUGCUUGACAUAUUAAUAUCUGCUGAGAAGUUCAGAUUGAGCCCUGCGGGUCUAGUCCGGGUACGUCAGAGUUUGAGAACAUGGCAGCCAAUAGAUGAGCUGAAGAAGGGACCCUUCAAGUUGCAGGCUCGUGUGUUAGAGUACAGGGUCGUUGAAGAUGGGGUGGAGGUUGACAUUUCUCUAACUGCCAUUUCACGCACUGACCAGCCAGUAUGGGAGAGUGUUUUGACAAUGCUCUCCCAGGACAGAGGCCGAACACCAAACACUCAACCUAAACCUGAGUGGUAUGAUGGUCACAUGGACACAUCAGAGCCAGAUGACAUGAAGGCGGUGGAUAUCAAUGUUCCCUGGACUACAGGACUGAAGUUUGUGUGGGCUUUCUCUGACUACUCUCCACAUUGUCUCCUAACUCUUCCUGCUAAACUAUUGGGCUACAGAUGUACCCCAACUCCUAGUCUAUGGAUGCUGUCUAAAUGCUUGGCUGAAAUUGAAAAGCACAAAGGAGUUGAUGCCAUUAGAGCCCCCAUCUCUGUCACCACCCAGUUCAAGGAACCAUUGUUCAUACCAGGAAAAGUGACCAUCAAAUUUUGUGAGAGUGCGGGAGUGCAGUCCAAAUGUGUUAGAUUCCAAAUGGAGCAAUACGAGAGGAAGAUACCUCACAUCACGGGACAAAUCUGCAGGACUACUGUAGAGGAUGUGAAUUAAAGAUGAAAACGGCACCAAUGGCCACCCCAGCACUGUUGUUAUUGUUUUUGUUGCUGAGAUGAGCAUCACGUAGCAUGGUAAAAAAAAAAUGCAGUACUCUUAUGUGUUAAAUGUCAGAGUUGAAAAAACUGUUUGUUUGCAGUAAUUUCUUUGUUGUAAUAUUGCAAAUGGUUGUGGCUGUUUCACCAAUAAGGAUUCCAGCUUUAAGAUUAUCAGUUAUGACAUGACAUUGUAUAAAUAUCAGGUAGAUGAAAGUCGUAAUAAUAAGGGAUGAUUGUGUAAUUAUUAGUGGAAUGACAUCUCAUCUUUGCCGUUAUGUGGCAUCCUAGUCAGUAGUCUUCAUGGUAGGCAUAGGCUUCAUGGUCCAGCAGGGGAUUUACACAAAUGUAUCUUCAAUCCAACGUACCCCAAUACUGCUACCCUCUAGAAUAGAUAUUUACAUCAAACAAGAACCGUGGUGUUAAGGUAUUUUCUGUGUCCUCUACAACUCUCUAAUGUUACUAUGUCCACAGAAGCACCAUAAGCUACAGUACCAGGUGUAUGCUGAUGCAGACAAGGUCCCUACAGGGAAUGGAGACUUGAAUAUUUGAUCUGUUUGAUAUUCUUGUUCCCUGCUUUCAUGUAUAUGAAAGUCUUUUCUCUUGUUUUACUCAUUGUAAAACUGUAGACAGGAAAUUUGUAGAGGAACAUAAACAGUAUUGUUCACUGAAAUGCUUUGUAGAGAUCCAUGACUUAAACUAUACCAUAUGUUUAAUGUCAGUAUCUACAUAUUUCUGCCAAACUUCAGAGUGGUGAUUAGAUUCUGCCUAGGAGUAAAAUGUUAAAUAAAUAUUACUAAAAUGUAGUUUCAGUUCAUGUGGUGAAACAAUUAUCUUUAUUGUGAGUGGAUUAAAUGAAGUAAUAUUAUAUUGUUUGCAUGCCCAUAGAGAUGUAUGUAAUUCUGAAGUUGUAGAGUUGGAAAUUAAAUUUGAUGUAACCUUAA
Molecule: messenger RNA, 2344 nt
Organism: Salvelinus fontinalis (brook trout)
Lineage: Eukaryota; Metazoa; Chordata; Actinopteri; Salmoniformes; Salmonidae
Exons: 5
Coding region: 265-1362 (365 amino acids)
Source: RefSeq, a predicted model, not a curated record